CGCACAAGAUGGCGGCGCCCAGCGGAGUGGAGGCCGCGCCUGCCGUUUGCUGCGGCUGACUAUCUUUCCGACUGCCCCUUUGGGCGCAAAGCCCCUCGAGCCCGGAGGACGGGGGCCGGGCGGGGACAGGGGCAUCUGCAAAGCUGGACCGCGAGCCCGCGCCCAGCCUGCGCUGCCCCCACCCGGCCCGGCCCGGCCCGAACCCAUCCGUUCCGGGUCUGCUCUGGGUCUGCCCCACUGCCUGGCUGUGGUGCGCUGCCACCUGGUCGCCAAAGCUGAGGUCUCUCCAUCCCGCGCUCACCUCCACUUCAGAGAUGUUUGACCUUCCUCCUAAACAGCUCGCCUUGAAAACCGGGACUCUUGGACGGGUACCUGGCCCGCUUUAUCUCCACUGAGACUGUAAUUCCUUCUAACGCUCUUCUUCCUCAGAUUCUUGAUUCUCCCAGGGUCAGAGACUGUUCACGUCCAUUCCAGAUUAAUCCCCGACCUCCCAAGAUAUUGACAACCUUGACACACCUGUUAACCCAGAGCUAGACUUCUUUUGGACUAGCCUCCUUAGUGCUGCCAUGGAGGCUGUAUAUCUGGUAGUGAAUGGGGUCGGCCUGGUGCUGGACGUGCUGACGGUGGUGUUGGAUCUCAACUUCCUGCUGGUGUCCUCUCUGCUGGCUUCUGUGGCCUGGCUCUUGGCCUUCAUCUACAACCUGCCACACACGGUACUGACUAGUCUUCUGCACUUGGGCCGUGGAGUCCUGCUUUCACUGUUGGCCUUGAUCGAAGCCUUGGUCCGGUUCACCUUUGGGGGAUUGCAAGCCUUGUGUACCCUGCUAUACAGCUGCUGCUCUGGCCUGGAGAGCCUAAAGCUCCUGGGACACUUGGCCUCUCAUGGGGCUCUGCGGAGCCGGGAGAUACUGCACCGGGGAGUCUUCAAUGUGGUCUCCAGUGGCCAUGCUUUGCUGCGCCAGGCUUGUGACAUUUGUGCCAUUGCCAUGAGUCUGGUGGCCUAUGUGGUCAACAGCCUGGUCAACAUCUUUCUCAUUGGCACUCAGAACCUCUUCUCCCUGGUGCUGGCCCUGUGGGAUGCAGUGAUGGGGCCACUGUGGAGAAUGACGGAUGUGGUGGCUGCCUUUGUAGCCCACAUUUCCAGCAGUGCUGUAGCCAUGGCCAUCCUCCUGUGGACCCCCUGCCAACUGGCACUGGAGCUCCUGGCCUCAGCUGCCCGCCUUCUAGCCAGCUUUGUGCUUGUCAAUCUUACUGGCCUGGUGCUGCUGGCUUGUGUGCUGGUAGUGAUAGUGUCUGUGUUACACCCGGAUCUCACCCUGAGGCUGGGCACCCGGGCACUUGGUCAGCUUUAUGCUGGGCCAUCCUACCAUCGGCUCCGAGAGGAUGUUGUGCGACUUUCUCGUCUAGCACUGGACUUGGAGGCCUGGCGGAGAGUCUGGAGCCGCAGCCUGCAGCUGGCAAGCUGGCAGAACUGGGGAGGGCCACCUGGGGCUCCCCAGGGUGUUCCUAGGAGGAUGCCUUCUGCCAGGACCUGGCGACAGGACACUCCUCCAGAGGCGGUGCCAGGACUGGAGACAGGGGAGGAGAUCAGGAUGGCUAGAGCAACAUCUUCCCGGGGUCGGGAGAGUUUAAAUGAGGAGGAGCCUACCCCUGGACAAGACCCAUGGAAGUUGCUGAAGGAGCAAGAGGAGCGGAAAAAGUGCGUCAUCUGCCAGGACCAGAGCAAGACGGUGCUGCUUUUGCCCUGUAGGCACCUAUGCCUGUGCCAGGCCUGCACUGAAAUCCUGAUGCGCCACCCCAUCUACCACCGCAACUGCCCACUCUGCCGCCGGGGCAUCCUGCAGACGCUCAAUGUCUACCUCUGAAGAGUCCCUUCCUGCUUGCCCAGCCCUCCAUGCUCCCCACAUCUGCCUGUGCUAGGACAGCAUUAACACCUGAUCUGCAAGUCCUGGACUGAAUCUCUUCCUGCCCCAUGACUGUCAGGCCAAGCCUCCAAGCCAUACAUCCAGGACAUUGAGAUGGGAUACUCGGGAAGAAUAUUGACCUGAGUGGGGGCAAGGAAGCAGCUUCUCCUUACCCACUGGAGCCCUGUGAUGUCGAGGGUGGUGAGUGUGUCACUAUGCAAGGCCCUGAGACUGUUCACUGUGGACUCUUCUCCAACCUGCCAGGGCCCACCCAGAUGCCAGCCUCUGGGGCACCCCCUCUCUGCUUCUAGGUUUUUUUUUUUUGGUAUUUUCAGGUCCUCUGCCUGAUCCCUUCUCACUUCCUCCCCAGCUUUUGCAGCCACCACACAUCAGUGUCAUUUGGGUGUUUUGGCAACUCAAGGGCCUUAGGAUGAUCUUGAAUCUUUGUUUUUAGGGGAGCCCCUGUGCCCUGGUAGACUUGGGGGGGUAGUAUCUCUCAGGUGCCCUUAGAGCUACCACUCUGCUUGAUCUGAUGAGCCUCUCUCCCAACCUGAUCCAAGAGUUGGGAUCAAGAGUUUACCCCUUGGGGUGUGGGCGUUGGGGGAUGUGUGUGUGUGUGUGCGCGUGCGCACGCUCGACUUUGGGACCAUGUACCCUCUGGCUCUCCAGUUUCACUGGGAACCUCAGGAGGGAUAACCAGAUUUUUACUCAUACCCCUUUUAUCCCCCACAUCACAGAAAAAAAAAUAGCAUUCCCCUUCUGUUUGUCCCUCCAGCAUUGGGGAGGGCAGACUGUGCACAUUUCACUAGGGUCCAAACACAGAAGGGACCAGGACCUGGGGGCAAGCAGCUCCCUAAGGGGUCAGUCUGGCCCAGUUUCCAGUGAAUAAAGUUCCCUUCACAGCUUUGACAGCCUCUGUGUGCAUCCUGGCAAAGGGGAGCAGUUGGUUAGGGAACUGAUGCUGCGGCAGGGUUCUUAGUCCUGCCGGGGUCAUAGUGGGGGUAGAGGAAGAUAGGGUGGGAGUCCUGUGCCUGGGGGAGAGCCACGCCAGGUGUGGCAGGAUUACCUUUCACCCCCACCUAUUUGUAACCUCUUACAUGGCUUUUGGAAAGCCCUCCCUGUUUUUUCAGUUUUUGCCAUAAUUAAGCCCUAGUGUAGAGAAGACUGUGAACUUUCUUACCUCUGAGUCAGCCUUCCCAGCUUUUCCUUUGGUGUCACUCUUCCCAGGAGGGAACUUGGGGUUCCUGCUGCCUGGGGUCCAGUCUAAUCCUCUGAUCCCUGGAGGAGUGGCGCUUGUCUGUUUCUUGGUGUAGAAUAGUGCUGUGAUGGGCUGGAAUGUGGCUGCAGAUCCUCCCGGUGAAGAGCCAAAUACUGAAGCCCAGGAUACCUCAGGCCUGUCUCUAGCUCAUUACCUGGCCCCAUUGGUCAUAUAGAUGGGGACACUCCCCCAUAAUUGUAUGUUAAAUCUAGAAGCCAAAUGCCUGGUAUUGCCUGGGGGUGGGAGGCUGCGGGAAUAAGAGGGAAAAGGGGUAAGUCUGGAAGAAAUUGGAGAGAGAUUCCUGCACUUUGUCUUGGGAGGCUGAGCUGAUUAUGGGAUUGGCGGGCUCUGGUUUAUUAGUCACUGGGGUGGGAGUAAUCAGAGGAGGGGAGCCUUGAAGGGACUUUGUGGCUAGCCUCAGACUUGGUGGCUCGGCCCACCCGUUCUAUGCCCAGCAUAGUGGGGGAGGAGUUCCCUCACAUGCAAGUAGGAGUGGGGAGGCCAAAAGGGAACGUUUCUUCCCUUCCCCCAACCCUGGAGAGGGAGCUGAGCAAGGGGAGGCUUGUCUCCUUCCAGUCUAUUUAAUGUGAGGAUAAACAUCUUUAUGAGUGAAAAUAAACUUCCUGAGCUGGAGCAAAGGACCGCUUUUUCUCCACCCCCAUCUGAAUUCCACUGGCAAACCUCAAUACCAUUCCUCCCCUUCUUUUGUUAUUUUUUUAAAAAGAUUUUAUUUAUUUAUGCAUACAAGAGCUGGGGUACAGGCCAGAGGUGUGGGGGGUGAGAGGAUUCACCAGAGACAAAGUGGGGAACAGAACAGGCAGACUGACAGAAAUACACUGCUGAGAGGAGCAGCUGGGAGAGCCAGGAGAGGUCUGCUGUGCCAUGUGGGUUGCAUGUGAGUUCCUGGCUUGCAUGUGAGUUCCCGGCCUGCCUGCAUGCGUGUUCCCGGCCUGCAUGCGGGUUCCCGGCUGGGGAUUGAACUCAUGCUGCAAAGGCUGCGGAUUGCUUCAUAAUGCGGUGCUUAACCCCUUGCGUCACCAGGAAGGCCCCCCAUUCCUCCCCUUCUAUACCCCAAUAGUCAGGUGCCCUAGCUAGGCGGUCAUUGCAGCAUUCCGGAGCUGGUGCGCCCCCUGGUGGUCAUCUAAGAACCGACUUCUUUAGACGCCCAAGACACUCCACUCCUCUGGCAUGGGGAACAGAAACAGCUUUGUGGUCAUCCAGGGAACCAGGCAAGCAGCCAGGACAGUCAUGAAUGAGAAUCCUGGACUCCCUUUUGUGGAUAAGGUCAGAGGUUUGUGUGGUGAAGGUACCUGCCAUCCAGUUCAUAUGACAUCUAUGAGUUAGAAAAAGAUAUUCCUUCCUCUGGGUAGCCGGAGCCUUAGGCCAGAAGGGCACCCUUUUCAGCCAGGUGUUGCUGUUCACAACCUACGUAACUUAGGUGGCAGCUCUGUGGAGCACUGUCAUUCACCUUGGUCUACUCCUUAGCUCCAACCAGCCCAAGAUCCUCUCUGCCUCUUCCCCCAUCCUUAUCCCCUCUCCCUAACUCUCAAGGUAUUAUCCCCAUCAUUAGAAGAAAGGCUGAAUCCAGUAGCAGGGUUUUUAGAUUUAUUGAAUGAUCUCUGAGAAAGGACCUAGGAACAGAAGGGACAAAGGGGGACCCAGAGAAGAAGACAGGAAAAAAGCACCCUGCUUUGGGAUCCUGGACUGGGGUAACUGGGAUUCCCACAGCUGCCAGCACAGUGCGCUCCUUUGGUCCUGGGCAGAAAUCCAGCUCCUGCCCCGCUGCCAACCCCAUUCUCAGCCUCUGUCCUGUUCCCUGGAACAGCAGGAUGGAGAGGCCCCACCCUACCCUGUAGUGAUUCACAACAUUCCAGGGGAGCCAGCCCUCCCAGAUAAUGUUACUGUCAAUAUCAUGCCCUUCUCCCCUACGGGUGAGAGUAGAGCUCACUUUACAGUGUGUGUCAAGCAAAGACAGGGGAGUUAUGCCAAUCAGAAUAUACCAGAAAUCCAGAGAAUGUGCUAUCUGUCUUGAUGCUAGCAUAAAUGCCAAUGUAAUCACCCACGCCGACCUGUACCCACACCUGGUCCUCUGGCUCCAACCUCACCAUGGCACCCCCAGAGAGCGAGGUUGGCUUGGGCCACCCCCCAAAAAACUGAAAGAAAGAGGCAAUGGACUGGCCAUUCUUGACCAGAUCAAACUGCAGGCUGGCCCGGUAUACUGUGGCAUGGACCGCGAAGUAGUAGACCCCGGGCACUUGGCAUGUGAACUUGCCGGUGGCGGCAUCAUAAUGUCCCUGCUCAUUCACCAGCACGCGGUCGAAGGGCAGGGGCGCAUCCGACUGCGGAGGCACCCGGCUCUCGGAGCGCUUGGCACUGAAGGCAGAGCGUGGGGGUACCGAGCAUUCUCCAGCAGGCCCAAUUGCCCCCACUGGUCCCGCCUCUCCGCGUGGCCCGGGUUCCCCACGGGGGCCUGGGAGUCCUGCAGGGGGGCAAGGAGAGCAGUUAGGGUGAAUGUAAUGGCAGGUCCCGGGUCCUCCUGCAGCAGAGUGGGAGGGUGGCGAGGGCAAGGACCCUCCCCCAGCCUCUCUGACGCGCCCAGCCGCCACUGCCUUGGUUGGUGCCUUCCUCUGCACCAGCGUCACCCCUUCGUCACCCCUUCGGGUCCCGCACAUCUGCCUGGGCGGUCAAAGAGGGUUCCAGCUGUUCUGCCUCCCGAGACUGUCUUCUCUCCCCAGUUUCCAGAGCCCAGCGGAACCGGAGGGGAGGGAGUGGCGCCCCCUGGUGAGCACCCGGAGCCCGCGGGCGCAAGG
Molecule: messenger RNA, 5972 nt
Organism: Talpa occidentalis (Iberian mole)
Lineage: Eukaryota; Metazoa; Chordata; Mammalia; Eulipotyphla; Talpidae
Gene: RNF26
Product: ring finger protein 26
Exons: 1
Coding region: 567-1865 (432 amino acids)
Biological process (GO): ubiquitin-dependent protein catabolic process; protein ubiquitination
Molecular function (GO): ubiquitin protein ligase activity
Source: RefSeq, a predicted model, not a curated record